Molecule: messenger RNA, 645 nt
Organism: Colletotrichum acutatum
Lineage: Eukaryota; Fungi; Ascomycota; Sordariomycetes; Glomerellales; Glomerellaceae
Exons: 2
Coding region: 1-645 (214 amino acids)
Source: RefSeq, a predicted model, not a curated record
AUGUCCGGCCCCCCUCCCAACCUUGGUCCCACGCGAGUGAUUCUCCACGUGAAGGGAGACGUGCCAGACUGGAAAGAGGAGUUCAAGCAGUUCCUGUUGACUGUCAAGGAUUCGGAAGGAUACUUCCGCUACCGAUGGGGCCCUUGGGAGGAGGACCAUAGCAAACUGGAGAUCCUCGCGACCUGGGCCCCAGUCGAGCACCGACAAGCCUUCGGCCGCUGCCCCCACCACCAAAAGGCCAUCGACGCGCUCAUGCCCGUCCUUAAAGCCGUCCCCUCCAAGUGCCCUCGCGUUGACUUUGACGUGAGCACCAUUGUCCCGCCGCCGCCGCAGCUCAUCAACAGCCCCAUUUGCGAAAUCAUCACCAUUACGCACUUCACGGGCGACAAGGACGCCGCGGCGGCCAUGAUCAAAAAGGUGGAGGUGAAUGCAGGCUGCCUGGCGUCUCACUCGGGCAUCACGGCAACGGACACGCCUGAUAACGGGACCGUGUGGUUGGGGUUUGUGGGGUGGCAGGAUUACGCUUCGAGUAAGGCGGCGGAUAAGAGUGUAUAUAUACCGUCUGGAGUGGGGAAAGUUGAGGCGCAUCAUAUCAACUUCAAUUUUCCUAUCAAGGGGUUCUCUGUUACCAAUCCUGGUAGAUGA